Dacryopinax primogenitus is the source of this 1536-nucleotide messenger RNA. RefSeq names its product cytochrome P450. The record is from RefSeq and is a predicted model, not a curated record. The transcript has 8 exons. NCBI's taxonomy places the organism in Eukaryota, Fungi, Basidiomycota, Dacrymycetes, Dacrymycetales, Dacrymycetaceae. Bases 1 to 1536 code for a protein of 511 amino acids. Gene Ontology annotation, molecular function: iron ion binding; oxidoreductase activity, acting on paired donors, with incorporation or reduction of molecular oxygen; monooxygenase activity.
AUGAUUCUAAAUAUGCUGAUGCUCAUUGGCACAACUACGUGUGUUCUUGCUGUUGGUUUCCUUCUUCGGAAGCUUGUAUUCAAGAGACUGCCAUUGUCGCCUGGUCCAAAGCCUUACCCGAUCAUUGGAAAUAUGCUUGACAUGCCAAAGGAGUACGCCUGGAUGGCUUUUAGCCGAUGGAAGAAGUUACACGGUGACAUGAUCUAUCUGACCGUCCUCGGGAGGAAGUUCCUAGUAGUCAAUUCACUGGAGACCGCAGCAUAUUUUCUGGAAAGGCGCUCUUCAAUCUAUUCCGGACGGAUGCGCUUUGUCUUCUCCGGUGAGCUGUGCGCUCACAACCGCUCCUUGGCAUUCAAGGAUGGCACUUCUCAUCGCCAAGCGCGGAAAUUCGCUCACCGUUCACUUAGCUCGACAGCGAUAAAGCAACGGCACGGAUUACAGGAAGAUGAAGCACACAAAAUACUAAGGCGAUUAUUGGAUGAUCCGACUGAGUUUGUGAGGCACUUCCACACGACUGCCCAGUCCAUCAUCAUGAGGAUAUUGUAUGGCUAUGAGGUGGGGGAACACGACGAUCCUCUGAUACAGGCAGCGAACAAAGUAUUGGCUGCUUUCGAGGUCGCUGCCGUACCCGGACGCUGGUUGGUGGACGCAGUCCCAAUGUUGAAACACAUUCCCGCGUGGGUUCCAGGUGCUGGGUUUCAGAGACAAGCAAAGAUAUGGCGGGAUCAAGUCGAGGAAAUGUUUCAUCUCCCCUUUAACCUUGUUAAGAAGAGGGUGGCCGAAGGCAACGCCCUCUCCUCCAUGACGUCCCAGUUGUUGGAAUCAAAGAAGAAUCAAAGCGACGAAGAGAGCAUCAUGAACGCCGUUGGCUCGCUCUACGGCGGCGCGGUGGAUACGACACCGGCAGCCAUGAGCAGUUUUGUGCUGGCAAUGACCCUGUAUCUAGAGGUGCAGCGCAAGGCCCAAGAAGAAUUGGAUCGUGUUGUUGGUCGCGAUCGUUUACCACGGUUCGCGGAUAGGUCGAAUCUGCCAUAUAUAAAUGCGCUUGUAAAGGAGGUCCACCGCUGGGCGCCAGUAAUUCCGCUGGGCAUACCGCAUCGGCUAAUCAAAGAGGACGUGUACAAUGGCUAUCGUAUCCCAAAGGAUACUAUAAUCAUUCUAAACAUAUGGCGCAUUAAUCGUGACAUCCAUACAUAUGGCUCUGAUUCGGAUACCUUCCGUCCAGAGCGCUUCCUCGGUAGCGAUCCAGCACCACGCGGCUUUACUACGGCCAAUACGCAAGAGUUUGGCUCUACGUCCUUUGGAUUUGGACGCCGCGUCUGUUCCGGACAACAUGUAGCCGAUCCGUCGAUGUUCAUCGUAUUUUCUAACGUCCUUGCAACGAUGGAUAUCAGCCCACGCGCAGGAGCGAAUGGAAAACCGGUGUUACCUGAGAUCAAGUUCACUACCGGUGUAAUCUCGCAUCCGAAGCCUUUCCAGUGUUGCAUUACACCUCGCUCAGCCCUGGCAAUCGAUUUGAUCAGGGAUGCUGAUUAA